GGAAGACAGGGACCCGUGUUGCAGGAAGAUCAGUUUACUUGUUAAUACGUCUUCCCAAAUCGAAUCUGUCUCAUCUGUAAGAAGCUAGCCUGGAGAGAGGGCUGAGAGGUGCUCCUCUGCGCGAGCUGAAGCACAUACUUGAUAUGGCUGGCUGGUUUUUUCAGCUACUAAGUCUACCCCUCUUCUUUCUCUAUCUUGUUCUUUUCUAAAUGUCUAAUAUGAUACAUAAACCCUCAAUCCUGCGGACUGAUGUUGUGGAAGCAUCUCUGAGCGUCGAGUGUUAGUGAAGUCGGAGACCGAUGAGGAGGAAUCAACAUACUUAUCCUCUGCCAAAAAUUCGAGCCCUGGGACGCAGUCGAGCAGGACGAUGAUCGCGAGCGAGCCGAAGAAUGACCAUGUGAAGCCAAUCAAUGCCUCAACGAUCUGAAUCCCCAAUUGCCGGACAUUGCCAUCGAAAAAGACACCACCAUCAACUUCUGCACCACCGUACGCCGCCACCGUUUUCUGUGCGAAAAGACCUGUGCAGAUAGUCCCGAGAAACCCUCCGACGCAGUGUGUUGCAAAUGUAUCCCCGUUGUCGACCCACCUCCAUCUUCUGGCAAAGUCUGUGAACUUGAUCCGGAGAGCCUGGCGGCAGACGACCGCUCCAAGGAUGCCGAAGCACAACGCAGUGGGAAGGUCAAUAAAGCCCGCCGCUGGGGUGAUCAUGACAAGUCCUGCAAUAGCUCCCAUGAAGGUGCUAUCCAACGACCAUUUACCAGUCUCAAUAUAUGUGAUAGUGGCCCAAGUCAAAGCACCAGCUGAUGCGCACAGAUUGGUCACACAAAGCGCCAUAACGGACUGGAAGUUCAAGCUCAGCGUAGUGCCAGCAUCGAAAGCCAGCCAUGAACCCCAGAUGAUGAUCAUUGCCAGUAACUGACACAUGGAAUUGUGCGGUCGAUGCAGUCUCAGAUGAGAUGGCGUGCGGACUUCCGAUUUCCUAGACCUGGCGAUCGGAUAUGACAAGUACAGGCUGAGCGCUGAAGCAGUCGCGCCGCUGCAGAUGUGUACAGGUGUGCCACCAGCGAAGUCAAGGACUCCCAAUUCGGCAAGGAAACCACCACCCCAUACCAUAUGGGCCAGAGGGCAAUAGAUGAAAGUCGCCCAGAGCUGCAGAAGAAUUGUUAGCGCUCUCAUCGUCGAGUUGACUCUUAGGUGAACAUACAAAGAUGAAAGGAACUAACGGCAAGAUCCUCCCACGUUCACAGCUUCCUCCCACACUGAUGGCGCAGACCGUGGCCAAAAAUACGAGCUGAAACUCGCUGAACAGUAUUGCUGGAAUUGUACCAACAGGUUCUGACAGUACGUCUCGGUGAAACGCGUGAGCAAGAUUUCCGAACACUCCGCCAGGUCCAUCUCCAUAUGCAAGGGUAUAUCCGAUGAUGAACCACUGGAUCGAACAGACGGCUACUGCAUAGACUGCAGGCAUAACAGACGCAAGUCCGCUCCGUCUCGUCGAAUAUCCAGAGUAGCCGAGUCCUACGGCAGGGACAAUAGUCCAGCAAAAAACGGUACAAACGAGGAUGAAGACGGUGUCGAUUUUGUCGCAGGCCUCCCAGGCCAACUGCACUUCAGAGACCGACACCAUGGUGCAAAGUUGGCUCACGUGAGACCGUGAAGGCUGAAGACGUUUAAGCUAACUUGCAGAAACCAGCGCGUUAUAUGAACUACGAUACAAGGCCCCCGGGACGUUUAUCUACCUUAUCGCUCACAAGCAAUCUGCGACAUUAAGGCUCACAGCUCGGAAACUGGCCUAUCUUCUUACUACAAUUGGCCAAUGGAGCUCCGGAAGUUGUCAAUCGCAUGGCGGAUCUGAUCCACAACGGCUGCUGGACCACGCACGACCACACCUGACCACACCAUGCCUAUUUUGGUAUGUAGAUAGGCCUCGCACGGCCUCGAAAACGAAUCCUGUCGUUUCUCGGUACCUGCGUCACUCCGCGUGUGCUUACACACGGGUAUUGGUCAUCCCCAAGACCCAUAAAGCCAAUCAAGCAACCAGAGUCGACUUGGCUCUGACCCUCCCCCGGAAUCAGUCGAUGAUACGACCCACAGCCUCGGCUUUGGAGGAGGCCAUGCGUCCCACCAACCGUAUCUACGCCUAGCGUUGCGCCUUUGCAAAAGAUAGGCCGCGGCAACUGGUUGGCUAUAACUCCCCCAAGUCGACAGAUAGCACUAACGCAUUUAUAGCUUGGUGCUCGGCUGAUAAACAAUUCAGCUAGUCUACAAUAGGGAAAAAUAUCGCCCUGUUCGAUAUUUACCCAUCCUGUCAGCUGUUGUGCAAUUGGGGGAGGCCAUGGCCGUCUCUACGAUAAAAGGGCUCUCCGCCAUGCUCACCUUCAACCUUCAUCUUCUUGACGCAGCCACCUUUUGCGUGAACGGCUGCAGCAAGAUUGCCAAGCUUCGUCAAGGAACGCGAGGGACCAAGUCGCAGGCCUCUUUAAAAGGGUUAGGAUCCUUGCAAACGCUAGAGCUACUUCAUCUCCCGUCCUCUCCUCUCCUCUUUGGCCCCCGACUCCGCACUUUCUCUACAAUCUUUCAUCUCUCGCAGAUAUACAGCAGUCAUGGCCGUCGACGCAGAAAAGACCAUCUCCAACGAGGUGCCAGUGGAGACUGGACGACGAGUCUCACACGGAGCCGGCACAGCAGAGGACAUCCAAAUAAUCACAGAGCUAGGCUACAAGCCAGAAUUGGUUCGCAACCGAUCUAUGUUGACACUCUUGUUUCAAUCACUUGCAAUCGCCGCCAUUCCCUACGGCGAGGGUGCUCCAUUGAGUAGUGCAAUAUACGGCGGGGGCCCUCUGUCAAUCUUCGUGGGCUGGAUUAUAGUGUUGAUCCUUGACGAAUGUAUUGCGCUCUCCCUAGGUGAAUUGGCUUCAAAAUAUCCCACAUCAGCGGGGCCCUAUUACUGGUCGUACCAGGUCGCGACCAAAGGGAAGACUGCGCUCUCCUUCCUUACCGGAUGGACAUGGCUCAUUGGCAAUUGGACUAUCUCACUGUCCGUCAAUUUCGGCUUCGCAUCACUCAUUGCUGGAACUGUCGCAAUGUAUCACCCAGACUGGGUGGCUAAAGAUUGGCAAUUGCUCCUAAUUUUCUACGCUAUCUGCCUCUCGACCCUGGUCAUCUGUGCGACGAUGAACCGAAUCCUGCCCAUGGUCGACAUAUUCUGCGCGGCUUGGACUGCGCUUAGCAUUGUCGUCAUCCUCAUUGCGCUAUCUGUGAAGGCAGAUGUCGGAAGGCACAGCGCUGCAUACGCUCUCGGCCACUACGACAAAUCAUUUUCCGGAUGGGGAGGCUUCACAUUCUUUAUCGGCCUUCUGCCAGCAGCCUACACCUUCUCAGCGAUUGGGAUGAUCUCUGCGAUGGCCGAGGAAUGCUCGAACCCCGCGAUUAAGGUCCCCAAGGCUAUCAGUCUUUGCGUGCCUGUGGGUGGAUUCGCCGGCCUCUUCUUCAUCCUGCCGAUAUGCUUCACGCUCCCACCAUUGGAAGACAUCAUCGCUGCACCCUACGGACAGGCGUUACCAUACAUCUUCUACCGAGUCAUGGGCACUCCUGGAGGUGGGCUCGGCCUUAUCUUCCUGGUCCUGGUCAUCACGCUCUUCUGCAGUAUCAGUAUCACGGUCGCUGCGUCGCGCUGCACUUGGGCGUUUGCUAGAGACGACGCCAUUCCUAUGGCUCGCACAUGGGCAAAAGUCAACGACAGCCUGGGAGUUCCUCUCAACGCGCUCAUUCUCACCACGAUUGUGCAAAUGUUGCUGGGUUUGAUUUACUUGGGCUCAUCCUCGGCUUUCACGGCCUUCGUGUCCGUGGGAGUGAUUGCUUUGGCCCUGUCAUAUGCAAUCCCGAUCGCAAUCAGUGUGGCGCACCGUCGACGUGAGGUAUCGACUGCACGUUGGAAUUGUGGCCCUGUUAUCGGACCGAUUGUCAACAUUGUUGCCCUGUGCUGGAUCACAUUCGAGUUGGUUUUGUUCAGCAUGCCAACAGCGUUGCCUGUGACGGAAGUGACGAUGAACUACGCCAGUGUGGUAUUGGUUGGAUUUUUGGCGAUUGCAGCCAUCUGGUAUGCCGUGCAUGCUCGGAAGGUAUACACAGGGCCUCCAGAAUCAGACGGGAUUGCUGCAUGAGUAUGCUUUCGCAGAAUCGUGCGGGUUUCGCCACUUGGCUCUACAGGGUCUCUGAUUCGAUCUUGGUAUAUGAACAGUUUUCGGUCAGAGGUCAAUCUUGACACAUUGUGUGCGACUUCCGUUGGUCUAGCGCCGGAUGUUUGCCUGUGCCACGGUCAGCUUUGGAGGACUACAUAGACCAUGGUUAGUCACACCAAUACAUUCGUCGAGCAAAUACAG
Molecule: messenger RNA, 4382 nt
Organism: Exophiala xenobiotica
Lineage: Eukaryota; Fungi; Ascomycota; Eurotiomycetes; Chaetothyriales; Herpotrichiellaceae
Exons: 3
Coding region: 2604-4163 (519 amino acids)
Biological process (GO): transmembrane transport
Cellular component (GO): membrane
Molecular function (GO): transmembrane transporter activity
Source: RefSeq, a predicted model, not a curated record